AUGGAUCUCUCAGCGGCGUUUGACUUGGCAAGGUGGGAACACGUCAAGACCGCCCUGGACUUGGCGGGCACUCCACUACAUCUACAAGACAUCCUCCUUCCGUGGCUCACUCAGGUCAAGUACAUCUUUCAUCAUCGGGACUGCUCGGGCAAGAUCCACCCCAAAUGGGGACUCAGGCAAGGCUGCACAGCCUCACCCAUUCUGUGGUCGGCGUUUACAGCGCUUCUUUGUGUAACAUUAGAGGACAGAUUAGGUGAGAACUGGACCAGACAGCAUGCCACCCUGUAUGCAGACGACAGUCACCUUCGGUGGAAAUUUCUGUCGUACGCUCAGUUUGAGCGCACCAUGCAGGAAGUGAAGAUAGCUUUCAACGUCUUCAGGUCCUUCCAUAUGAAACUCAACGUCGAGAAGACCAAGGCCAUAAUCAAAGUGGUCGGCACGAUGAGGUCUAAAAUACACAAAGAGCACAUUCGGAAGAUCAACAGUACCAACACCGAGGAUGCGGAGACAGACAAACAGCGGCUUCUUCUAUCCCCCCGGGAUCCCACCAACUGGUUGCCGUUGGUCACCCAGACAGAGUACUUAGGACUCGUGAUCUCCUACGGGCCUUUUGAGCUACAGUCCUUGCGGCAUCGCGUCGCCAAGGCCAACAAUCGACGAUGGGCCAUGGCCUCAAUCCUACAUUCCAGGAAACUUGGGGUGGGCUACAAACUUUGCUUCUGGAAAAGCUGUGUGUUGAGCAUCUUGACAUAUGGUCUGCGCUGUUGUGGUCUUACGGGGGACAACGUGCAGGAAGCUCAACGAGCCAUGAUGCGACAUGUACGGGCGAUUGUUUCGAAUCAGGCGCAUCUCACUGGAGACACUCAUGACUAUAUCAUGAAUAAGUACGGAAUUCAGUGUCUCAUAGAUCAACUUCGAGCUGCUCACGACAGAGAACGACAAGCGGCAGCCCUACAGAACGACUGGAUGUGGAGUGAGGACUGGAGUCAAUAUGUUCGUGACAGUCUGGAACAGGUCUUGGAGCCAACACAGAAGGAGGUGGAGCACGACAUUUGGUCGUGCCCCAAAUGUGAGGCCACGUUCGGUACGGCAGCGGCCCUGAAAACGCAUGCUCGUCGUGCACAUGACAUCAAAGAUGAGCGCCCAGUAGUCUUCAAUAAGGCUGAGCAUGCAUUGGGGGGCCUGCCUACAUGCAGUAAGUGCCACAAAAAGUUCUCCAAGUGGCAGACUUUGGCCCAGCACAUCAAUCAGAACAGCUGUCCGCAGAUGAUUGUACAGCCGAUGCCGGUGCAGGAAGCUGAUGCACACAUGAACAUGCCUGCGACAAACCUCUCAAAUGCUACAACUCAAGUGCUGUGUCAGCGCACGGAGGUGGUUCGAGCUUCACAGAAGGGCAUCAAUGCCUUUAUACAGCUAUCCGACAUCAGACCACUAAUGCGACAGAACUGUGUGCUCUGUGGCCAGUGGUGUACUUCACACCGUACGGUUAAGAGACACUACCAGUACUCACAUCCAGACAUUCUACAGGUGUUCGGGAACAAAAUCAAAACCUUAGUGGAGAACGGCCACAGCCAGUCCUACUUGCCACUACUGAUGCUAGCAGAUCCGGACCUCAACGAGUUCUUCGGCGAAGUCUCUCAGGAACAGUCUCUCAAACGUCGCAGGCCGGCAGAGGACAGCAAGGGGCAGGGCAAGGGCCAGGCUCAGAAGAACAAGGGGGGCAAAAACGACGAAUUGGUGACUACUUUAGCCAGACUGGCGCUGCGACAGGAGGAAGAACUGCAGGUUCUCAAACAAGAUCACUCGUUCAUGAUGUUCAUGAAACCAGGUUUACAGCCGGCCCGUCAAGUACUGGCACUGGCUCUCUUUCGGGAGCUUGCCAGCCGUCUCGAGCUGUUGGGAAAGGAAGACAAGGACCGCAAGCCGCUCACCACAGCCGAGGUGAAGCACUCCCUCGAGAAGCUCUACGCAGCAGUCAAAACAGGAGUAGUAACUCGCUUCAGCUGCGCACGGAAACUCACGGAGACCAUGGAGAACCAGGCCAGCUUUUACUUCGAUCUUUCUGGCAGAGGAGCGGGGAUCGAGGCAUGGGAGCACAUGGAGAAGCUCGAGGGAUGCUGCGUCCUGCAGCUGGUGGGGCUUGCAUACAAGCGGGCGGGUCUGAGGCGGGGCCCACUGGCUCAGAAGCUGAGGGAACUCCUCGGCCAGCGCUGA
This is a messenger RNA of Symbiodinium sp. CCMP2456, 2214 nucleotides long. The record is from the annotation of a GenBank genome assembly. NCBI's taxonomy places the organism in Eukaryota, Dinophyceae, Suessiales, Symbiodiniaceae.